This is a messenger RNA of Pelobates fuscus (common spadefoot toad), 3627 nucleotides long. It is a transcript of the gene WDR25, whose product is annotated as WD repeat domain 25. The record is from RefSeq and is a predicted model, not a curated record. The transcript is spliced from 7 exons. Gene Ontology annotation, molecular function: protein binding. Lineage: Eukaryota; Metazoa; Chordata; Amphibia; Anura; Pelobatidae. Bases 79 to 1542 code for a protein of 487 amino acids.
AUGAGCUUUAUUGACUUGCAUGGUCCAGAUGGUUUGUGAGCUUCAUGCCAGAUCCUGCUGCUGUCUUGCCUGCCCAGAAUGAGCUCACUGGUAGAAUACGAUGAUUCUGACUCUGAGACGGAAGGAAUACCAAAUUGCGGAUUACCUAGCAAUGUACAUGCUGAGAAUCCCGCUGGACUUGUUAUUCCAUGUGUAGUUAGUAGGCCUCAUUCCUGGAAAAAAGACUCUUCCAGCAAAGUUAGUCAAUUAUCUUCUGUUGACUUACCUGGAAAUCCAGUAGAACGAAAGGAACAUGUAGCUAAAUUCACUGAACGUAGUUUACCAUACAGAAGCCAUUUUAACCCUAUGACUGUUGCAGGCACAUCUGAUAUUAGGAAUCAUGGCUCAUAUAUGCAAAAGAGACCUUCUCUAGAUGAUUCAAAUAGUGAGACUGCUGUCAAACCCUAUAUACCAAAAAGACGGAAGCAAGAGCAGAUGUCCUCAGUUGAAGAUGGUGGAGGAGCUUCAAACCAGACAUCUGUUUCCACAGCUGAUAUAUCUCAAAAUAUUUUCAGAGUUUCAGAUUACCUCGGACCCUAUUUGCCUGUAAAAUACACUUCCACUGAAAUUCCUCAAAAAGUGGUGUUCAUGAUGAAUGAGCACGCGGCUCCAGUGAACAGAGUUCAAUGGAAUCCUCUACGGCAAUACAGUCACCUCCUUCUCUCUGCGUCAAUGGACACAACUAUCAAGAUUUGGGAUGCAGUGGAUUCUGGGAAGUGUUUAAAGACCCUCUCACAUCACUGUCAAGCAGCACGAGACGCUCAGUGGUCUUCGUGUGGACAUAAAAUUCUCAGUGGCGGAUUUGACUCUACUCUUUAUUUAACAGAUGUUGAAACAGGCAAGCAAAUAUACAAAUCAAAAACUGAUUUCAAGGUCAGUGUGGUCCGCUUCCAGCCUCAAGACCUUAAUGUUUUUCUUUGUGGAGGAUUCUCACCUGAGUUAAAAGCGUGGGAUAUAAGGAUGGAAAAGGCAAUUCACACGUAUAAAGCUGCUGUUCAGCAGCAUUUUGAAAUCCUCUUUCUUCCCGGUGGAAAUGAAUUCCUGAGCACUACAGAUUCUGUGAGUCGGGAUUCUGCAGACCGCACCAUCAUCGCAUGGGAUUUUGGCACCACCGCAAAAAUCUCCAACCAAAUAUUUCAUGAACGCUACACUUGCCCAAGCCUUGCCUCGCAUCCGAAAGAAAGUGUCUUUAUUGCUCAAACAAAUGGAAACUACAUAGCUUUAUUUUCAAACCAGCGUCCGUACAAAAUGAAUAAGAAAAAGCGAUUUGAAGGACACAAGGUGGAAGGAUUUGCAGUACAAUGUGAAUUCUCGCCCGACGGGUCUCUCAUCGUAACUGGAAGUUCUGAGGGCAAAGUCUUCUUCUACAACUACCAUACAUCAAAACUUCUUCGAUCCAUCCCUGGCGAUGACAGCGCUUGUGUCAGCGUCACUUUCCAUCCUGUUCUCCCAUCACUCCUUGCAUCAUCUUACUGGGAUGGGAACAUCAGAGUAUGGCAGUAACCAAAGAGCGUGAUUACAUCCCAACGGAAUGCUGUGUGGAUACAUGUAUGUCUGUUGUGUUAAAGUGUGCCUGCCGUGGCACUGACAACAGAGUCCUGUAAUGUAGAGCUGUUAUUUCUAGCAAUUCUAAGUUCAAAUAGCAACAAACACUCAAAGCACUGUUACCAUAACCAUCACAGACCUCUGUAGUGGUUAUGGUGGCAGGUGUGCCCUCCCACAGUUAGUUGUCAUACAGGUCAAGAACAAUUUAAUCUUUUCAACCAUUCCAGCAUGGUUUGACACUUAUUUGGCAAUACCUGUGCUGCAUCCAGUCUUCUAUUGAACCAAACAGAAGACUGGAUGCAGUGUGUGUGCCAGACUGGACCCAGGUAAAUGUCAAACUGUGCUAAAAUGCUAGUAUGGUGCCCAGCCCCCCUCGGCACUCUUUAGAAAGGUAAUAAACUUACCUUUCAGCACCGAGAGGGACUGACAUGGCUUGCCCUGCCACCUUGGCUGAGAUCAUUUGCCCCAACCUAAUGCUUUCCCAUAAUUUUGGAGAAUUCCCAAAGAAAUAGCAAAUUCUAGGUUAAAUUAGCCAAACUGGGGGGAAAAAAACCCAAGCUAGAAUAUUUGCAAUUUUUCUGUCAAUUCUGCACAAUUCCUAAUUAAGCAAAGAGCACUAUAAUAUAUAUUAUGACAGUUUCACAGAUUUACUGAUUUAGGGAUACAUUUCCUUAGGUGACAAGUUUACAUGUCAAGAGGAGUUUUAUUGCCUAGCACAGUGUUAAAGCAAUAUAAGGACCACUCCACCAUAACAACUUUAUCGCAAUUAUGUUGUUAUGGUGCAGUAAGUCCCAGGUGCUGGCUUACCUGAGGGGGUGAGACCACAAAGUCUGCAAGACAGCACCUGAUCGCCCUUCCCCUCCACUUCCUCUGAAGAUUGGAGGCUUCCUGAUUGCUUCAUAGUAAGUGGAGGGGAAGAGCAUUCAGGCCCCGUUUUCCAGACUUUAAGGUUAAACCAUUCAUUCAUAGUUUAACCACGUCAGGUAAGACAACCCCUGGGACCGCUUUGCAGGAUAACGUCAUAGAAAUAAAGUUGUUAUGGUGCCCAGAAUGGUCAUUUAAUUCUUUGUGUUAGGCAAUAAUACUCCUCUGGUUAAUAAUAAGGUGCCAUGAUCAUGGACACAAUCCAAAUUAACUUUCAGUACGUAUACACGAAUGUAUUUAUUUCUGGUUGAAAAUUAUCUACUGGUUGUCAGCUGCAAGAUAGAUUGUACAGAAAGUAUAUUUUUAUAUUUGUAAAAUAUUUUAGAUUUCUAAAUACUACACGUUGCCAUCAUCUGUAUGUCACUUAACUCCAGCAUAAUUAAACUUCUAAUUAAAAGCUGUACAUAAAGCAGUGUUUCUUAGCCUCUGGAUUCGUACUUGGAUUGCCAGAUCGCUAUGUAUACGGUCGGCCAGCAUGCCUGUAUGUGGACUUGAGCAACUGGUGAGAAAUCGAUUAAUUAAUCACAGCAAUACUAUUCUCUAUUUGUUAACUGAUCUCACAUCAGAAGAGCAUGACCAUUGUAAGUAGUGGAAUUUUGUCCUUUAACCCUUUAAGGACCAAACUUCUGGUAUAAAAGGGAAUCAUGACAUGUCACACAUGUCAUGUGUCCUUAAGGGGUUAAAGAAACACACCAAGCACCAUAACCACUACAGCUCACUGAAGUGCUUAUACUGAAAUAAGUGCCUUGAUGCCAUCCCUCCCAUUUUAAGUAGAACAGUUUGACUUCUUACCUGGGGACUUCCCGAUGCCAUUCUCCCACCACCACUACAACUGCAGAAACUCCAUGUGAGCAAACAGAGUGGUGCAAAGCUUAACUCACCGGCUGAGAGCAAUAAGCUGAUGCUCUACAGGAAAAAACAGGACUUUGUCAAUUCCAGAGAAGGUCCUUCACUCUGUUACUUCAUCUCUGCAACUGCUGGGAAAAAAAAAAGUACUUACCUGCACUGCACUUCCUUGUUGCAGUGACUCCCGUAGCCAAUAGAAAAAUUUCGUACACUCGGUUAUUAUUUUCUGAUGCAGUUCUGUACGUGUGCACAGCACUGCAAACAAUAAAUUGC